AUGGUUUCUUUUGGAGUUGCUCAGAUUGUAAUUGCUGCCCCUUGGGUUCUACUGAGGUGUGAAACAUGGCGUUCGCACAAUCAAAGUGUUGGUCGAUUGACAAAGACGACCCAACGUGAUGAUUCAACAGCCUUUCUAGUCCGCUUCAACCGGACAAGUGCACAACUACCGACGCUGUUCGGAUCGUUAUCAGGCGGCCAUGGACAUGUUCGCGGAUCUGGACCGAUGUUGAAUACGUUUCCUUCUUCUACACGAAAAGAUGAUGCAACGGUCGAAGCUUGUCACCUCGCUCCUCAGAGCCUGGCAGUUCGCCACGGAAAAAGAAUAUGCUCCGAUGCACCAUCAACCGAUCACAAGGUGUUGGUCGGAGUGAAUACAGUCUUCCCCAUCAUAUCCCCAGAGAUAAUCGACCCAAAAGCUCCUCAAAAGCUUCAGGGGCGUACGACCAAAUAA
Messenger RNA from Melampsora larici-populina 98AG31, 453 nucleotides. RefSeq lists its product as uncharacterized. The transcript has 5 exons. The record is from RefSeq and is a predicted model, not a curated record. The coding region runs from base 1 to 453 and encodes 150 amino acids. NCBI's taxonomy places the organism in Eukaryota, Fungi, Basidiomycota, Pucciniomycetes, Pucciniales, Melampsoraceae.